AUGGCCCACCCGUCCGGGCUGGUUGGGCUGAUCUCCGGGCGGGCCGUGCGUGACAUCGGGCACGUCAUACGGCUCUCUUUCCCCGGGCCAGGCAGCGCGUGGAGGGCCACACGACGGCGACAUGACCAACGGCCGCCACCCCUCCCCCUGCUGGGUGGCCCUCUUCGGGGUGGGCCUUCCCCGAUCGGGGGGGACAUAUCAGCCGGAGUGCUUGCUCUCCCCCCCGGAGAGGGUGGGGCGGAACACGGACCCGUGUCCGGCGGGGGUGGGUUCGAGGCCGGGCUCAGCAUCGGCCAGAAAAGGGGGUCUACGCGGCGCGGUAGACAUGGGCGGGAAGGCCCUGGGAGGGCGGCCCCCCCUAUCCGGCCGAGACCAGUGCGGGAGAGGAUAUGGGCGGGGCUUGUUGGCCGGGAGAGGAAGGAGCGAGCCGACCCCCCGCUUGUGGGUCGGUCCCAAAAACCCCAAAUCGACGAUGACGCUACCAUCGACCGACACCUUCUCCCGCCCUCCCCCUUCCCCCAUACCCACCAACCAGCCUCUUCCUGGUAUACCCCGAACCAGAAGCCCGAAGGCCCACCUUCUUCGGCACCCCUUCUUGCGGCAUGGCCGGGAGCCCCUCCUCUCUCCGCGCCGCCCUCAACUCGAGUGGAUGCCGGCGUGUUCUUCCAGCAGCCAGCAGCGGAAGGCACAUGUCCACAGCCCGUGACGGCUCGGGGGUGGAUCGAGGUGGUGAGUGCAUCUCCUGUCCUGCCGACCGAAGGGGUGGGCUGUGCCCGGGGAGUGGGGCCCGGGUCGGGGUGUUGGGCGAAGGAAGGGCGUCCGAGCCCAUGCGCGACGGAGACCAGAAAGCACACCCGCAGCAAGCCCGCCGCCCGGUCUUCCCCGCACAAGCCCCCGGCGGCCGGAGAGGCCACUCCCAUCCCGACCCGCCGGUGCCACCCCGAAGCCGAAUCCUGCUUGCUGGUAUGCGGGGCGGGGUGCCGACCGGGUGCUUUGGCUCGUCUGGGGGUAAAACAAGGCGCGGCCCCUCCGACGUGCUGGAGGGAGGAAAGGGAAGGAAACAGGGAAGGACAGGGAGGGGGGGCGGGCUCGGGGCGAGCUAUCAUCCCUUCGUCCCAGUCGCAUGUUCGACGGCCAUGGUCCCCCGAGUGCGGUGAGUCGUGGCCGGAAUGGCCGGCCCCAUGGCAGAAUCGGCGGCGGCUACAGCUAAUGUGGAUGAUGCCGGUGAUUGGCCCAUCGUAUCAUCCAACAGCACGGGGAACACCGGAGAGUUCGUAUUUGCUGCGGGGGGCAUUGACUCUGUUGGCGUGGGUGGGGUAG
Selaginella moellendorffii is the source of this 1320-nucleotide messenger RNA. RefSeq names its product WAS/WASL-interacting protein family member 1-like. The transcript has 2 exons. Bases 1 to 1320 code for a protein of 439 amino acids. NCBI's taxonomy places the organism in Eukaryota, Viridiplantae, Streptophyta, Lycopodiopsida, Selaginellales, Selaginellaceae. The record is from RefSeq and is a predicted model, not a curated record.